Molecule: messenger RNA, 1290 nt
Organism: Suillus discolor
Lineage: Eukaryota; Fungi; Basidiomycota; Agaricomycetes; Boletales; Suillaceae
Exons: 8
Coding region: 1-1290 (429 amino acids)
Source: RefSeq, a predicted model, not a curated record
AUGUCGCUCGCAUUUCACUAUGGGAUGAUGCUUGACAAGGGAGGCAUCUCCAAUUCAAACAUAUCUGAUGAGCAACAAACUCAUUACCGUACAUUUUACAAUGGUAUUCUAGAUAUGAUUCCUGGUUUCCGUGCAACUCUCGAUGAGUUGUCAUAUGACGAACUUAAACCAUAUAUCACGGCGAUCAACAGCGCCAUGAGCUCACAACGAUCCGAUGACUUCGCAUCCCUCAAACACUCAAUACUCAAGUAUAUUUUGACAAACCGUAACAGUGAUACCCUGCAGCCUCCCAUACCAAAGUCAUCCUUUCUGGUCACUGACCGUUACAUACUCAGAGGAAUUCAGCAUCUUCAAGAUGGGACUUGGCCUUUACUCUCAACUAAUUGGCCGUCAUUCCUAUAUGCAGCCGAUGCCAUCUACAACAGCGAGGACCCAAACAUUGGCCUCUUUCGCGGGCAUGCUGGUAUCAGGGCAUUCCAGCACUUGUACCUAGGUCCUGCUGCUGCAGGAUCAGAGGAACAUAACGACGAUGACAGCAAGCACGGUAGAAGCAAGUCCAAGGCUACCAUGUAUGGGCUUACAAAGGUGACACCGCAAGCAUGGGCUUGGGCCAUGUGUGCAGUGUGGUUUUUGCUCUCAGCCUGCAACUCAUACAAAGUGUGCAUCGGGUCAUUCAACCUAGAAGAUUUCUUUUUCGCUAUCCUCGAAACUCUCGAUGAUCCCGAGGACCCAUGGGCAGUAGAGACAAUGGCAUGGAUUAAUGAACAGGUUUUCAGGAAACAUGCAGCCAAGGCCAUGACAGCUGCUGCAGAUGACACCGAUUCUGACCUUGCGAAAAUGCGAGCGAAAUGUGCCGCUCAUAAACAAGUAUCAGCAGCAGAACACCCAUCAUCACCUGCACCAUCACCACUAUCUCCACCCAGACUCCCUUCGCAGGUUACACCUUCCACAUCAUCACCACCACGCGCCUUGACACCACUAUCUGACUCGGAAUCAUUCCCACCCUCCCCGGCAAAACAGCCACCUGCUAUACCCACAGCCGUUCUUCCCAAUCCAGUGCCUGUUGCGCACAAAAAGGCCAAACUUGUCCCCAGACCUAAACCCAUUCCAAAGGCCAAACCAGUACCCAAGCCACGGUCCAACACUCGCGGUUCUGCGCGUCUCUCUGCUGGUGGUAUCCAGGUUGAAGAACCCACUAAUGAGGUGGGUGAUGCUGGUAUUCUGAAUGUGAAAGCUCCUGCACCUCCAAAGAAAAAGCCUGUGGCUCGUCAUGGUAAAAAGGCUGCCUAG